AAGGAAAAUAUCUAAGGGCUAGCUAAUUUGGUAAAUUCACAUCCAAAGUCAAAGUUGGAGGUGAGAAAAAUGAUGUUACUGUAUCAAAAACAACAUUCAACCGUAAUUUCCACUUGCGUAAGCAGCUUGGAAACAACAUGCUGGCUGGCCAUAUUCAUUAAAAAGUUCCCAAAUGUUGUACGCUUGACGGUUUCCUCCAUUUUUCCUUAAUUCUGUUCCAUUUUUCUAGAAUUUUGUAUUGUAAUCUUUACCUUUAAUAUUGCAAAUGGGCAACCAAAAAAAUAAAUAAAUAAUCAUUUAAAAUGUACUCCGUAUAAUAAUGGCAGCUUGAUUAAUGGCGGCUGGCUUCUCAAAUGAGAACUCAGAAUUACAGAAACUGAGUAGAGAGAGACAUUCUGGCUAAAACCCUGAGCAAAAAAGCUGAUUAAUUUUUCUUAAUUACUUGUUCAUCUCUCCUUCUCUCCUUUGUUUUGUUUCUCUCUCAACUCCAAAAUCAGAAGGGUUUUUUUGAUUCUUUAUUCUCUGCUGAUAUAUAUACGAAUCUUCUAAAGAUAUUUUUUUCCCCUCUCCUCCAACUCUCCCAGAAUUUGACCUCUGGGGAAAGGGAAAACAAUUUGCUAUCUACAAGGGUUGCCUAAUCCCAAACCUUAUCCCUCCCUCUGUUUCGUUCUCUCUUUUUUCAUGUUCAACUUUUGAACAUUGAAACGGGUUGUUUUUACUUGGGUGGUUUCUCAAGUAUAUUGGAAGAGAGACUGAAACCAAGAGAGGGUGGGCAGAAUGCAGGCUGUUUUUCAGGCUAAAGGGCUUCUUUCCCUUCCUUCAAACCCCAAAUCCAGAGCCUUUUUGAGUGCACCUCAACAGGGUUUCAGGCAAAGAUUGAAUCUUUCCAAUUCCUUGAAGCCUAAACCCUUACCCCUCAAUGGCCUUUCUGUCAGUCAUAGUGGGUUUCAGAAAUUUCAAGGCUUUGUAGCAAAGCCUAGUUUAAUUAGCCAAAAGAAUAGAAAUUUCUGCAGGGCUGAAGCUGCCGCUGCUUCAGCUGAUGGCCAGUCCGUUUUUGGUCAGCCUGAGCAACCAAAGAUAUUCGGCAUAGAAGUGAACACCCUUAAGAAAAUUGUGCCACUUGGGUUGAUGUUUUUCUGUAUUCUUUUCAAUUAUACAAUUCUAAGGGAUACGAAAGAUGUUUUGGUGGUCACAGCUAAAGGCUCAAGUGCAGAGAUUAUACCCUUUUUGAAAACUUGGGUGAAUUUGCCUAUGGCUAUUGGGUUCAUGCUGUUGUACACCCAACUGGCUAAUGUAUUGUCCAAGCAGGCUCUUUUCUAUACUACAAUUCUUCCAUUCAUAGCCUUCUUUGGAGCAUUUGGGUUUCUUUUGUAUCCUCUUAGCAACUAUUUUCACCCUACAGCUUUUGCUGAUAAACUUCUGAACGCUCUUGGUCCAAGGUUUCUUGGGCCAAUUGCUAUUUUGAGGAUCUGGAGUUUCUGUUUAUUCUAUGUCAUGGCAGAGCUUUGGGGAAGUGUGGUGAUUUCAGUGCUCUUUUGGGGUUUUGCUAAUCAGAUAACCACUGUUGAAGAGGCUAAAAGAUUCUAUCCACUGUUUGGACUGGGGGCUAAUGUUGCCCUAAUUUUUUCUGGCCGUACCGUGAAGUACUUCUCUAAUUUGAGGAAGAAUUUAGGUCCUGGAGUUGAUGGUUGGGCUGUCUCCCUCAAAGCUAUGAUGAGUAUUGUUGUGUUGAUGGGGUUUGUAAUCUGUGGCUGCUAUUGGUGGGUAAAUAAUCACGUGCCUCUUCCUACCCGAAGCAAGAAGAAGAAGGAAAAACCAAAAAUGGGAACGAUGGAGAGCUUAAAGUUUUUGGUUUCUUCUAGAUACAUUAGAGAUCUUGCCACUUUGGUUGUGGCAUAUGGUAUUAGCAUCAACCUUGUGGAGGUUACGUGGAAAUCGAAGCUCAAAGCGCAGUUUCCUAGUCCAAAUGAAUACUCAUCCUUCAUGGGUGACUUCUCUACUGCUACCGGGAUUGCAACUUUCUCUAUGAUGCUCCUAAGUCAAUGGAUUUUUGAUAAAUAUGGUUGGGGAGUGGCAGCGACAAUCACACCAACGGUUUUGCUCAUUACUGGAGUUGGCUUCUUUUCACUGAUUUUAUUUGGCGGCCCCCUUGCACCUACUAUGGCCAGCUUUGGAUUGACUCCACUUCUUGCGGCUGUCUAUGUGGGGGCAUUGCAGAAUAUUUUCAGUAAGAGUGCAAAAUACAGCUUAUUUGAUCCAUGCAAGGAGAUGGCCUACAUUCCGUUAGAUGAAGAGACCAAGGUUAGCUGCUUUACUUAACACAAACAGUUUGCAAACUGUCUUUGUGUUUUUUAAAUUUUAUUAUUUUCUCAUGACGCUAAUUGAAAGUCCCAGUAACGUGAGAGGUUUGCAAAAUAGCUUACACACAAAUUGGUUGAGGGGAACUGGAAAAGUGUAGCAUUUCAAGACAGUGAUUCUUGCUUGAGAAACUAAUGGCUGUUUUAUUGUUUUUCCUCCUUCCCAUUAUCAGAUUAAAGGUAAGGCAGCAAUUGAUGUUGUGUGCAACCCAUUGGGGAAAUCUGGCGGUGCUCUGAUCCAGCAAUUCAUGAUAUUAACAUUUGGAUCACUUGCAAACUCCACUCCUUACCUCGGAGGAAUUCUUCUGGUAAUUGUUGGCGCGUGGUUGGCAGCUGCCAGGUCCUUGGAUGGCCAAUUCACGGCAUUGCGUCGAGAAGAGGAGCUUGAAAAGGAGAUGGAACGGGCCGCUGUGAAAAUUCCAGUCGUGCCCCAGGACGAAAGUGGUAAUGGUUCACUUGCAAAUGGAUCUGCUCUCAACCCCAGUGACCCAACCAGCACAUCUGAACCAUCAUCUCCCAGAAAUCUGUGAUGAUUUCAAUGAUUUGUAGAACUCGAGAGGAUUAUCAAAGAAAGUUGAAACGAUGGUUGGAUGAUUCCCCGGAUCUGCUCGAAGAGAUUUCUAGACAUGACUCUUGUAGGACUGUGUUCAAUCCAUAGAUUUUACAGAAUAAUCAGUAUCAGGGCAAGCAUGACAAACAUUUUCAAAGUAUUGUUUUUAGAAGCUUUAUACUGAGCUAUAUAUCUAGAACCAAGAUUACAAUGUACCAAUGUUUUCUCAAUAUCAAGAUUGCCAUAAACUCCCUGUCAGCUACCUGUUUCUCGUUUUCUGUGUAGCAUGAAAAGCUUGGGAAUUUUAGGAGCAUAUUACCUCGGGCUUAAAUUCGAUACAAUCCAAUUGGAAGCAUAUCUGGAAACAGUUUUUACGCUUGGAAGUGUUUGUUAAAAGAGUAUAUGUCUAGGUUGAAGAUUGAUUUUAAC
Messenger RNA from Oldenlandia corymbosa var. corymbosa, 3336 nucleotides. Lineage: Eukaryota; Viridiplantae; Streptophyta; Magnoliopsida; Gentianales; Rubiaceae. The record is from the annotation of a GenBank genome assembly.